ACCGUCGACGCUCAUGACGCAAUCAACCCGGAAGUCGUGUGUUAGCUGUCAAAGCCAGCGGCAGAAAGAAAGCACUGAAAGCUAAAAAUCCCGCAUUUAAGACGAGAUGGCAGGACUGCCCCGCAGGAUCACAAAGGAAACUCAGCGUUUGCUGCAGGAGCCCGUCCCAGGCAUCAAGGCAGAGCCAGAUGAAAGCAACGCUCGCUACUUUCAUGUGGUCAUCGCCGGACCACAGGACUCACCUUUUGAGGGGGGCACGUUUAAACUUGAACUCUUUCUACCAGAGGAAUAUCCAAUGGCAGCUCCUAAAGUACGCUUCAUGACCAAAAUAUAUCAUCCCAAUGUAGACAAGUUGGGAAGAAUAUGUCUAGACAUUUUGAAAGAUAAAUGGUCGCCAGCUCUGCAGAUUCGCACAGUGCUGCUGUCGAUCCAGGCAUUACUAAGUGCACCCAACCCAGAUGAUCCUCUAGCAAAUGAUGUGGCGGAGCAAUGGAAGUCUGAUGAAGUCCAAGCCAUAGAAACAGGUGAGAUCUAGAAACACAAGUUUGUUUUUAUGUAAA
Messenger RNA from Labrus bergylta (ballan wrasse), 560 nucleotides. NCBI's taxonomy places the organism in Eukaryota, Metazoa, Chordata, Actinopteri, Labriformes, Labridae. The record is from RefSeq and is a predicted model, not a curated record.